Eucalyptus grandis is the source of this 531-nucleotide messenger RNA. RefSeq names its product LIM domain-binding protein 3-like. The coding region runs from base 1 to 531 and encodes 176 amino acids. NCBI's taxonomy places the organism in Eukaryota, Viridiplantae, Streptophyta, Magnoliopsida, Myrtales, Myrtaceae. The transcript has 2 exons. The record is from RefSeq and is a predicted model, not a curated record.
AUGGCGGUCCUCCUCGUCGGCCUGGCGGUGGCGCAGAGCCCCGCCCCGUCGCCGGCCCUCACCCUCCAAGUCCCCCUCGCCGUCGCCCUCGCCGUCGCCUUCGCCGCCGGCUUCCGCCCCGUCUCCUCCCUCCGGCCCCGUCGCCUCUCCCCCGUCGCCCCCGGCGUCGUCUCCCACCACGGGAGGCCCCUGCGCCGUCGAUCGCGACGCCGCCGGCCGCCGCGCCCGCUCCUGGGGACAGUGGCGCCGUCAGCAACGGAGUUGGCUUCGCCGGUUCGGUGGCGAUCGGCGCCCUCGUCGCUGAGCCCCGCCCUGUCGCCGGCCCACACCCCGUCGCCGUUGCCGUCGCCCUCCAUCUCGCCCAAGGCCUCGCCGUCGCCUUCUCCGACGGCUUCCGCCCCGUCUCCUCCCUCCGGCCCCGUCGCCCUCGCCGUCGUCUCCCGCCCCGGGGCCCGCGCCUGGAUCUCCGCCGUCGAUCGCGACGUCGCCGGCCAUGGCUCCCGCUCCUGCGGACGGCGGGGCCGUAAGUAA